AUGCCCUCGCUUUCGAAUCUGAGGGUUUAUAGUCACGGGUCUUCUACUUCCGCAAUACAUACCCCACCCACGACCGGCUCACCACCUGGACAAACGCAGCCCGAGAACAGCAGCUCCGCUUCGUCUGUAGUGGAAGGAGUCAUUUUCCAGGAACCUGAUGUGGAAGUCGACCUCAUAGACGGAGAGCAAGGGAGUGCUGCUGGGAUGGUAGAAUCACGCGCUGGGAACGAGGAAUCUAAGAGGAACCUGCGGGACCAGUUAAGGAGAACACUGAGCAAGAAGGAGUCGUCUACGGCGGAACAGUAUCUACCUAGACAAUACUUCGUCCUGACAGAUGCCGGUAAACCCGUCUUCGUCAGCGACCAAGAUGCCAAUUCGGACAGCGUCACCUCCAUGUUGGGCGUCGCCCAAGCUCUCGUCUCCAUCUUCCUGGAUGACGGAGACAAGCUCCGGACGAUCAACGCUGGUAAUAUGCGCAUAGUAUUCCUUCUACGGCCACCGUUGUACUAUGUCUGCGUGUCCUCAUGGGGCGAGCCAGAAUCAGUAACCAGGUUCCAUCUUGAAUACCUGCACCUGCAGAUCUUGAGCGUCUUCUCUGCAGAACAGCUGAGACGAAUGUUUGAGCAACGGCGAAACUUCGACCUGGGACGGCUUCUAAGAGGUGCCGAGCCGCUCCUGUACUCCCUGCUAUCAAGGCUGGAGUGGGACCUGGCGAUGGGCACGUCGUCGCUUCAUUGUCUAAAGCUCGACCCAGCUUUACGGAAAUGUGUAGCCGACAUCCUCGUGCCGACGUCCAAAAUCAAGGAUAUCCUCUACGUUAUCAUGAUUGCUCAAGGACGCGUAAUAACAUUGGUGAGGCCCAGGAAGCACUCCAUUCAUCCUUCAGACUUGCAUAUUCUCAUCAAUACCAUCCAUUCCCCCUCCAUCCUCAACAAUUCCGCUACAGCGUCCUACUUGCCAGUCUGUCUCCCCAAAUUCAACCCUUCUGCGUUCGUCAACGCAUAUGUCAUGUUCCUUCCGCGAAGCGACCUGCAAGACGCUGCCAAGAAGCCAACAUCCGAAGCAGAUUCGGAAAGCGUGCGAUCUAACCCAGAUGAGCAGCCAGCGAAUGAAACGGCAAGCUCGAAUAGUUCGCCGUCGAGUAGCUCGACUGGGCGAGUUCCUGAAAUAGCCCUGGUAGCUGUCAGCGGUAGUGCAGACUUCGAAUUGGUUCGGGGCUGGGCGGACAACACGAUCCACAGGCUUUCCCAUGAUAGCUUAUUGAAGAACUUGAAUGACGCCAUCUCUCAAGGGUCGACGGAGUAUUCAGUAUCAAAUCUUAGUAUACCAGGCCUGAGACACUUCAUCUACAAGUCGCGAUCGCAUGUACAAAUCACUAUGCCGCUCUUUGAGGACCCGUACGAUAGUCCGAAUGAGAAGCGAAGGCUUGUUACACUGUACCAGACCCUGUAUGAUGCGAUACACGCGAAGUCCGGACAGGAGCACACGCUCAAAUUGCAGUACAUUAAGACCAGCCAAGAGAGCGUUAUGGGAUGGAUUACACAGCCGUUUGAGUUGUAUAUCGCGCUUUCUCCUCGGCUCCCGAAGAGCGCCGCGGUGAACGCUGCAAACGCCAUCGCACGUUGGGUACAGAAGGAAGAGAAGCAGCUAUUCCUCAGAGACGCACCUGUAUUCUAG
This is a messenger RNA of Dichomitus squalens LYAD-421 SS1, 1677 nucleotides long. RefSeq lists its product as uncharacterized. Gene Ontology annotation, cellular component: Mon1-Ccz1 complex; fungal-type vacuole membrane. Bases 1 to 1677 code for a protein of 558 amino acids. NCBI's taxonomy places the organism in Eukaryota, Fungi, Basidiomycota, Agaricomycetes, Polyporales, Polyporaceae. The record is from RefSeq and is a predicted model, not a curated record. Gene Ontology annotation, biological process: protein targeting to vacuole; vesicle-mediated transport. The transcript has 10 exons.